This is a messenger RNA of Exophiala aquamarina CBS 119918, 1068 nucleotides long. RefSeq lists its product as uncharacterized. NCBI's taxonomy places the organism in Eukaryota, Fungi, Ascomycota, Eurotiomycetes, Chaetothyriales, Herpotrichiellaceae. Gene Ontology annotation, molecular function: D-amino-acid oxidase activity; FAD binding. The record is from RefSeq and is a predicted model, not a curated record. Bases 1 to 1068 code for a protein of 355 amino acids. The transcript has a single exon.
AUGUCCGCCUCGACCGAACCCAUUAUAGUGAUUGGUGCUGGCGUCAUUGGACUUUCGUGUGCGACGCUCCUUCAGUAUCAAUAUCCCAAGGCCACCAUCACAAUUAUUGCUGCGGAGUUUCCCAACACCACGACUCCCUCUGCAGACUAUGCCUCUGCAUGGGCAGGUGCACACUACCGACCCAUACCGCAGUCGACUCCGCAGUUACGGGAUGAAGCACAACUCGCCUUCCACACAGCGGAUAUCAUGAAGAAGAUCGCGCGAGACUCACCUGAGGCCGGUGUCGCGGUCAUGCAGGGAAUAGAGUACCUGGAAAGCCCUACAGAGGGUGCUUUGAGCCUUAGAACGGGCGAUGUAUACGCCGGCCGAGGCGAUCGCUUUCGCAUCUUGGAGAAGAGCGAGUUGCCCCAGGGUGUACAGUGGGGGUGUGAGUACCAAACUUAUGCGGUAAAUGUUCAAAUCUACUGCGAAUGGUUGCUUGAUCGAUUUGUAGCCCGAGGUGGAAGUGUACUUCAGCGUCGUAUAUCAGACGCAACCCAAGUCUUCGAUUUUGGCCAAGGGAACGGCAGAGGAAGUGUGAGAACCGUAGUCAAUUGCUCCGGCCGAAAUUUCGAUCGAGAUCCCAAGAUUAAAAUAAUUCGGGGGCAGACCGUGCUGGUGAAGCAGCAAUACCACCACACCAUUACUCGACAGAAUCGUGAUGGGAGCUGGACGUUUUUGAUCCCACGACCGAGAGGAGGUGGCACAAUUGUUGGGGGGACGAAAGAGAUCGGAGACCAUCAUGAGAAAGCAAGGCCUGAAACUCGGUCCAAGCUACUUCAGCAAUGUGUUGAAGUAUUCCCUGACUUUGUAGAGUCAAUUGAGGAGUUUGAGGUGGUCAAGGAUAAUGUCGGUCGAAGACCAUGGCGCGAAGGUGGAGUCCGCGUCGAAAUUGAAUCAAUCGACGGAGACAGGAGGCUUGUCCAUAGCUACGGUGCUGGCGGACGAGGUUAUGAAUUGAGUUGGGGCGUGGCCGAAAGGGUGGUUGAGUUGAUUAGACGCAGCUCUAGGGUCACAGCCCGACUGUAA